Messenger RNA from Mytilus californianus (California mussel), 2073 nucleotides. RefSeq lists its product as uncharacterized. Bases 106 to 633 code for a protein of 175 amino acids. NCBI's taxonomy places the organism in Eukaryota, Metazoa, Mollusca, Bivalvia, Mytilida, Mytilidae. The record is from RefSeq and is a predicted model, not a curated record. The transcript has 4 exons.
GGUUAUCCAUUGAAAUAUAGUCUUAACAACAAGACGAAGUAUGUAAAUAAAUAGAGUUAUGAUGUCGGAGAUUUAAAUUAUAUAGGACGACACACUCUUUUCAAAAUGGAUGUAUUUGACUUUUUUGGAUAUUUUUGCUUUUAUUUCUUUGGACUGCUCUUUUCAGUAUGUUCUGUGGGUGCUAGCCAUAGCAGAUAUUACCACUAUAAUUCUUACUACUAUUAUUAUUAUGAGGGAUAUGACGGCUCUGCCAGUAUGGUAGCUGGUAGUAUUAUAGGUGGAUUAAUUGCUCUGUGUAUCAUCAUAGCUAUUGUCAUUGUGGUUGUACAUGCCUGUAAUUGUUGUAAAACACACGGUAUACGUGGCCACACGAUACGCCAAACACCUAUUCCCUCAGUGACUGCAAGAGCACCUUACAACACACCUCAUCACAAUAACUGGUCAUAUUUACCACCGUCAGCGCCUCCGUAUCAACCAUUAACGACAAAGCCACCACAGUAUACAAGUAGUGAUAUAAAUCCUCCUCCAGCGUAUGAAAACAUUAGUGUAUCAUCGCCGCCAUUAAAUACUACAUUUCAAGGAAUAUCGUCACCAGCAUCACCAGCUCCGCCAUACAGUGAAAUAAGGUCAUGAGGAUCACCAGCUCCGCCAUACAAUGAAAUAAGGUCAUGAUAUGGUGGAUAUAGAAGCACAAACCUGGAAUUUGUCCUGUAACUUAUUACAUGUAUAUAUACAUUAAUCAAAAGUUAAUGCACAUGAUUGGAAACAAAAUCAGCUUCAUCUUAUUGUUUUUACACGCAUAUGAUAUAUUUGACAAUCAUUUUAAGCAUCAAAUGUGGAAAUUCUUCUUCAGUAUAGAGAUUGUUAUGUAAAUUAAUUCCACUUAGAUAUUCCCGGGAAAUCAUCAGAUAUUUCUGACACUACUACAAGUUGAAUUAUAUAUCUUGUGUGUGUGUGUGUGUGUGUAUACAACCUAAUAGUAUGAUCUGACACAGAUCAUAAUUCUGUUCAUGCAGUAGAGAAUACCUAGCUUAGAAUUUUGUGUAGAAAUGAUGUUAUUGAUUUAAGAAUUUCCGUUUUAAUUACAUGAAAAAUAGGGGUUCACUGGCUACCUUUUUUUAUCUAAAUCUUGUGAAUUUGAGUGAUGUACACACAAAAAAGUACAUGAAAAAUUACGAUUUUGCUGAGUGACGCCGUCACUGCGUAACGUUUAUUUUGUCAUUUGAAGCUUUUUUAACUCUGCUUUCCGAUUUUAUAUGAUUAUUAUUGAACAGAAAUGAAUAGUGUGACCUUUGUACAAAUGUUAAAUAUAAAAAUGAAUGAAUAUCGAUUCCAUCAUGAAAACCCACGUCGAAUGCAGCAUUUUAAUCUUAAAUUCAAGGAACUUAAUGCAAACCGACAGUUUGGAAAACACCAUGGUUUAUCAAGCCUGUUUUACUUUAAGCAUUGAUCAAGUUGCUUUUCUAUUGGUGCUGAGUAAGGAUAUAUUAGAAUCGUGCUUUGCAUUAAGAUUUUUAUUAUAACUAUCAAUUCAUUUAUAUGUAGUGACACGAAUAGUUCUCUUGUGAAUAUCUGAUGAGAGAAGACAAAUUAGAUCACCAUCCUCAUCCUUAUCAUCUCCAUCUUCAUCAUCAUGUAACUGCUGGCAGUUACUUUUAUAUGUUAUAAAUACAAACCCUGCUAUGCAGGUACAAUUUUAUGAGGAUUUGCCAAUGUUACAGCGUUGUUUUAAGAUUGUUUGUUUAUUAACAUGUUUUGAUUGACAUUUCACAUAGUGCCUUCCAAUUUGAUUAAAAUCAAUAUCUUCAUUUGUACCCGUUUACUGAUGUAACCAACCUUACUAUACGUAAGCAAAUGAAACUCCGGUUUUAACUAGAAUUGGUGCUUUUUGUUAUCUUCGAAAAUAAUAUCAAACUUAUUCAGAGGGAUGAUUAAUUUUGUGAAUAGGAGUAUAACAUGUACAUGCAUUAUACAAAUUAACAGAAAUAUUAUCAUAAAUUCAUUGUGUUUUAAAAAUAUAUUAUGCUAUUGGUUUGCUUUAAAGCAUUGUUAAGUCAAUAAAAAUCAAAUGAU